AUUCUCUUGGGCUUCUCGGAUAACCCUAGGCUAGAAAUGACCCUAUUUAUGGCGGUUUCUGUCUUUUACACAGCCACACUAGUGGGCAACACCACCAUCAUACUCCUGUCUCACCUGGACCCCCACCUCCACACCCCCAUGUACUUCUUCCUCACCCACCUCUCCAUCCUGGACCUCUGCUUUACCACCAGCUGCAUCCCACAGAUGCUCGUGAAUUUCUGGAGUUCGGACAAGACCAUCAGCUAUUUGGGGUGUGCAGUCCAGCUCUACAUCUUCCUGGGACUCGGAGCUUCAGAAUGUGUUCUGCUGCUGAUCAUGGCCUUCGACCGCUAUGUGGCAGUGUGCCGGCCCCUGCACUAUGCAGUAAUCAUGCACCCACCCCUGUGUCACAAGUUGGCUUUCCUGGUCUGGGCAAGUGGGGUUUUUGGCACAUUGGUGCAGUCUCCCACUACCAUGAAACUCUCCUUUUGCCAUCACCACCAGGUUGACGACUUUGUCUGUGAGGUCCCUGCACUGAUCCGCCUGGCUUGUGGAGACACACAUGUCAAUGAGCUUCAGAUCUCAGUGAUUGGUGCCAUCUUCCUGCUGGGGCCCCUCCUGCUCAUCCUUGUCUCCUAUGGCCGUAUCACCCAGGCAGUGCUGGCCAUCCAGUCCCAGAAUGGAAGGAUUAAGGCCUUCCAUACCUGCUCCUCCCACCUGGCUGUUGUUUUUCUCUUCUACUGCAGUGUCACCGCUGUCUAUAUCCAACCCCGGAGUCAUUUUUCCCAGAAGGGAGGGAAAUUUCUAACUCUCUUCUACACUGUGGUGACCCCCACUCUCAACCCCCUCAUCUAUACUUUAAGGAAAAAGGACAUGAAGCGAGCUUUCAGGAGACUCCUAGGGAAAAACAGAAUGUCCAGUGAAGAGUGAGGAGGGGCUCAGACUCAAGGGGAAGUCAGCUUUUGUCCAGUUCAUUUGCUGAUUUGCAUGCAUGAGGACUCUCAAUCAUCAACUCUAAAGAAGAGAGGGGCCAAUUGCGUGCUUUGUACAGACAGUGGACUAAUGAAAAGUAAACGUGAUGCAGCUGGCAAUGUUAUUCUAAAACUUAAAUGUAGGAGAAACAUUGCUCUGAGUCAAGCUACCAUCAGGAAGUAGACACCAUUUUCAUUAUUAUAAAAAGGCAUGGGGUACUGGGUGGCUCAGUCAGUUAAGCAUCUGACUUCAGCUCACGUCAUAACCUCGUGGGUUCAA
This is a messenger RNA of Acinonyx jubatus (cheetah), 1230 nucleotides long. RefSeq names its product olfactory receptor 2H2-like. Gene Ontology annotation, molecular function: G protein-coupled receptor activity; olfactory receptor activity. The transcript has a single exon. Gene Ontology annotation, biological process: G protein-coupled receptor signaling pathway. The record is from RefSeq and is a predicted model, not a curated record. Bases 37 to 909 code for a protein of 290 amino acids. NCBI's taxonomy places the organism in Eukaryota, Metazoa, Chordata, Mammalia, Carnivora, Felidae. Gene Ontology annotation, cellular component: membrane.